Rubroshorea leprosula is the source of this 1131-nucleotide messenger RNA. NCBI's taxonomy places the organism in Eukaryota, Viridiplantae, Streptophyta, Magnoliopsida, Malvales, Dipterocarpaceae. The record is from the annotation of a GenBank genome assembly.
CCAGUACUCUCCCCCCCUCUCUCUCUUUGCUCUCUGUCUGAUAUUCUCUCUAUAUCUUGCUCCCUCCGUCUUUCCUCGAUCACGAUCGGACGGUCCACGAUGAAGGGAGCUCCUUUUCCUCGUUUUCUUGCCUUUUAGAGCUCCAAAUCCUCAGAUCUGCUUUCUCUGUGCUCGGAUCUCCGUUCCUGGUUAUAACUUUUAACAUACUUAAAAAAAAAUUUUUUUUUUAUAUCUCGUUGGCCGCGAAGAUGGAGGAGAACAAAGGUCCAGUGGCAGUUACGGUUAGUUACGCCGCGCUAACGUGCGCCGGGGAAACGAUAGCUGCCAUGUUACUCUCAGCUUUGGUCAAAACGCACCUUUUAGCUCUGGAAUCCAUUGCUCUGCUGCUGAGCAACAAACCUCGAAUCAAGGGAGACAACAUGGAGAACCAAGCUAAGCCAGACGAUGUUGAAGGAGAUGAUGGCAAUGAAGAUGAAGGAGAUGAUGACCCUGAGGGUGGAGACGGUGGCUUUGGUGAGGGCGAAGAGGAUUUUUCCUCUGAAGAUGGAGGGGAUUAUGGCAACAACACCAACAACGAUAAGAGCAACAACUCAAAGAAUGGUCCAGGUGAUGGUGCUGGUGCUGGUGCUGGUGCUGGUGCCGGUGGUACAGAAGAGAAUGGUGGAGAGGAAGAUGAUGAGGGCGGUGAAGACCGAGAUGAUGAGGAGGAAGAUGAUGAUGAGGAGGAAGAAGAAGAUGAUGGUGGGGACGACGAUGAGGAAGACGUCGAAGGUGUAGAGAAUGAAGAAGAGGAAGAAGAAGAGGAGGAAGAAGAAGAUGAAGCCCUCCCACCGCCAAAGAAGAGGAAGAAGUAAACUGGGCGCCCAUUAGUAGAGCCUCCCAAAAUAUUAUUUCUAUGUAACUUGUUCCUCUAACAUUAUAGUCUUAGCCUGGUUGAGGAGGCCAUCUAGUCUAGGUUAAUGCUUUUAUGCAUGAUUACGUUAUUUCCCUUUCAUGAUUAGAGAACUGCAAAACUGUUGAGUAACGGCAACAAUGAAAUUGAGGAAGUGUAUGAUUAUGCUACUUUACCUCGGUCGAAAUAACAAUAUGGCUUCUGACUUGUGAGGAAACGAAUCAACUUCUUUCAAGCAC